Messenger RNA from Dentiscutata erythropus, 1296 nucleotides. Lineage: Eukaryota; Fungi; Glomeromycota; Glomeromycetes; Diversisporales; Gigasporaceae. The record is from the annotation of a GenBank genome assembly.
AUGAAACAAUUGAUUUUUGCUGCGACGAUAAUAUUUGUAGUCUUUUUUUUGACAAUUUCGGUCAUAUCAGUUUCUGUGAUACAUGACUGUACAUAUGAAAAAGAUAUUUGUAAGAUUGAUUGGACUAUCAAAGAUCAUAUAUGUGAACAUGAUGGUUGCGGUGAACGGCCAGUUGUAGUUGUUUAUGAUACCAAUAGAAAGAUGCCUAAUUGCUCGGAAUUUCCUGCGCCAACUAUUUACGUGAGACCAGGGCAGCGGAUUCAAGUUUUAGUAAGAAAUGAACUUAAUGAAGUGACUACAAUCCAUUGGCACGGACUUCAUAUGAGGAAUACGCCGUAUUCAGAUGGUGUUCCAGGUAUAACUCAAUGUCCAAUCAAACCUGGUAAAUCAUUUCUGUAUGAUUUUUAUGCGAAUGAUGAAUCUGGCACUCAUUGGUAUCAUUCACAUUAUAAAACUCAGCGUAUGGCCGGAUUUUAUGGCUUGUUAAUUAUUAAUGAGACUGAUACUACCUAUAAAGACUAUGUGGAUCACAUUAUACUUAUAUCAGAUUUAUAUCACGAAAACGAGCAAAUUUUAUUAGAUAAUUACCAAUAUACGACCAGCAAUUCACCUAGUACCAGUGUAAAAUACGAGCCCGUUCCGUACUCAAUUCUUAUUAAUGUAGAAGAUUGUUCUGAACACUGUGAAAAAAUUUGUUUUACUUCAGCCGAAACUGAACUAGUUGCGCAAAUAGAAUACCAUUUCUCUAUUGACAAUCAUGUGUUACGAAUCAUUGAGGUUGAUAGGCAGCACGUCGUGCACUCCGAUAGAGCAAAACCAAUCCAUCAUUUACAAAUUCAUGUUGCACAGAGAUAUUCGGUGAUUGCCUUCCGAGAACCAACAGCACAGAACAUAACCAAAUUUUGGAUCCGCAUAAAUACGAGACAUGAUUGCCUUCGGAAAAAUACACCUUGUUGUCAAAGGCAAAGAAUGGUUAAAAAUAUUCUAGUGACAAUUAGGUAUGAUUCUUCUGAAGGAAAACCAGAUACAAUUUCGGAUUCAUUGAUUGACUCUAGCUCGAGCAGAUGUGGUGGUUUUAAUCUAUCUUAUUUGGCACCAAAAAAUUCGUCAUCAUUACCACCAUCAAGAGUAGAUAAAACUUUUAAUUUGAGCAUUUUCAUGUUAGCAGAUCCUGAUUACAUUGGUUCAGGAGUUUACAAAUUAACCACAGUCGGGGAGGUGUAUAAAGAGAAUAACCCCAAAACGUAUAUUUCCUACGAUAAUUUCCAUAAUACAUUGGAAAGUGUAUAUGCUGAU